AUGUCUGGCGACACGGUCGAGGACCAGCUCAACAAGGGCAACCAGUUCGGCUCCAACAACGACUCGUACGGCUCGAACAACAACUCGAGCUACGGCUCGGGCAACAACGACUCGUACGGUUCGGGCAACAACGACUCGUACGGCUCUGGCAACAACAAUAGCUCGUACGGCUCGGGCAACAACAACUCCAGCUUCGGCUCUGGCCGUGACAACGACAACUCCUACGGUUCGUCUGGUCGUGACAACGACAACUCCUACGGCUCGUCUGGCCGCGACAACUCCUCGUCCGGCUUCGGCGGCUCCUCGGGCCGCGACAACGACUCGUACGGCUCGGGCAACCAGUCGUCCGGCUUCGGCUCUGGCCGCGACAACGACAACUCGUACGGUUCCUCCGGCCGUGACAACGACCGCAACCAGUCCUCUGGCUUCGGCUCUGGCCGCGACAAUGACAACUCGUACGGCUCCUCUGGUCGCGACAAUGACAACUCGUAUGGCUCCUCGGGUCGUGACAACGACAACUCCUACGGCUCGUCUGGCCGCGACAACAACUCUUCCGGCUUCGGCGGCUCCUCCGGCCGCGACAACGACAGCUACGGCUCGGGCAACCAGUCGUCUGGCUUCGGCUCCGGCCGUGACAAUGACAACUCGUACGGCUCUUCCGGCCGCGACAACGACUCCUACGGCUCGGGCAACAAGUCCUCGGGCUUCGGCGGCAACGACGACUCGUACGGCUCCUCCGGCCGCCAGGGCCAGUCGGGCGGCUUCGGCUCGUCGGACAAUGACUCUUACGGCUCCGGUCGCCAGGGCCAGUCCGGUGGCUUUGGCUCCAACGAUGACAAUGACUCGUACGGCUCUGGUCGCCAGAACCAGUCCGGCGGUGGCUUCGGCGGCCAGUUCUAG
This is a messenger RNA of Trichosporon asahii var. asahii CBS 2479, 900 nucleotides long. Its product is annotated as stress protein DDR48. NCBI's taxonomy places the organism in Eukaryota, Fungi, Basidiomycota, Tremellomycetes, Trichosporonales, Trichosporonaceae. The transcript has 3 exons. The record is from RefSeq and is a predicted model, not a curated record. The coding region runs from base 1 to 900 and encodes 299 amino acids.